AGUAAAAAUGAGUGGAAGAGGCAAAGGAGGAAAGGGACUUGGUAAAGGAGGCGCCAAGCGUCACCGUAAAGUUCUCCGUGAUAACAUCCAGGGAAUCACCAAACCCGCCAUCCGCCGUCUGGCUCGCCGUGGUGGUGUGAAGCGUAUCUCCGGUCUGAUCUACGAGGAGACCCGCGGAGUGUUGAAGGUGUUCCUGGAGAAUGUGAUCCGUGAUGCCGUCACCUACACCGAGCACGCCAAGAGAAAGACCGUGACCGCCAUGGAUGUGGUUUAUGCUCUGAAGAGACAGGGACGUAGGAGUCCCCCGGCAUUCCACAUUAAGAGUAAACGAGAAGCAAUGGCAAGAACCAAGCAGACCGCACGUAAAUCCACCGGAGGCAAAGCCCCCAGGAAGCAGCUGGCCACCAAGGCUGCUCGUAAGAGCGCCCCGGCCACCGGCGGAGUCAAGAAGCCUCAUCGUUACAGGCCCGGUACCGUGGCUCUCAGAGAGAUCCGUCGUUACCAGAAAUCCACCGAGCUGCUGAUCCGCAAGCUGCCCUUCCAGCGUCUGGUCAGAGAAAUCGCUCAGGAUUUCAAGACCGAUCUGCGUUUCCAGAGCUCCGCUGUCAUGGCUCUGCAGGAGGCCAGCGAGGCUUACCUGGUCGGUCUGUUCGAGGAUACCAACCUAGCAGUACUAGCAAACAUGAGUGGAAGAGGCAAAGGAGGAAAGGGACUCGGUAAAGGAGGCGCCAAGCGUCACCGUAAAGUUCUCCGUGAUAACAUCCAGGGAAUCACCAAACCCGCCAUCCGCCGUCUGGCUCGCCGUGGUGGUGUGAAGCGUAUCUCCGGUCUGAUCUACGAGGAGACCCGCGGAGUGUUGAAGGUGUUCCUGGAGAAUGUGAUCCGUGAUGCCGUCACCUACACCGAGCACGCCAAGAGAAAGACCGUGACCGCCAUGGAUGUGGUUUAUGCUCUGAAGAGACAGGGACGUACUCUGUACGGUUUCGGAGGUUAAAUCUGAUCCUGACCCGUUG
Scomber scombrus (Atlantic mackerel) is the source of this 1013-nucleotide messenger RNA. RefSeq names its product histone H3. NCBI's taxonomy places the organism in Eukaryota, Metazoa, Chordata, Actinopteri, Scombriformes, Scombridae. Gene Ontology annotation, biological process: nucleosome assembly. The transcript has 6 exons. Gene Ontology annotation, cellular component: nucleosome. Bases 8 to 994 code for a protein of 328 amino acids. Gene Ontology annotation, molecular function: DNA binding; protein heterodimerization activity; structural constituent of chromatin. The record is from RefSeq and is a predicted model, not a curated record.